This is a messenger RNA of Acanthoscelides obtectus, 2244 nucleotides long. Lineage: Eukaryota; Metazoa; Arthropoda; Insecta; Coleoptera; Chrysomelidae. The record is from the annotation of a GenBank genome assembly.
CGCCGCUCCGGUGAAGCCACUUGACCGCGGGUUCCGUGAAAGGGUACCACCUCGUGGGUACCACUUUGCCCCCACCAAAAAUCAGCUCGCGAACCGCAUACGCUGCUGACCAGCGCAACAUUUUGUUACCGGAAAAUUUUAAACGAGAUCUUCCUUUUUGUGGUUACAAGAUCUUCAUUUUUUAAAUUGAAAUUGGAACCUAUCCAAAAUGGCGACCGACGAGCUUCCAGAUAGGAUAGCGGAGAUCUUCAAUGGCAGCACAAUUUUCAUAACAGGCGCUUCGGGUUUCGUAGGAAAGGCCUUGAUUGAAAAACUACUGAGAUUGACGAAUUUGAGAAAAAUAUAUUUGCUAUUGAGGGAGAAGAAGGGAAAAGCCCCGGUAGACAGGAUGCAAGAUAUAUUCAACAAUGUUUUAUAUGACAAGAUAAAGUCGCUAAAACCACACGCUCUAAGCAAGUGCACAGCAAUUCAAGGCGAUGUGAGUCAGAUAAAUCUCGGAAUAUCUCAAGAGGAUCGAGAAAAAUUGAAAAAUGAAGUAGAUUUUAUAUUUCACUCAGCCGCAACCACCAGGUUCGAUGAUACUCUGAAAUAUGCUGUCAUUAUGAACACUAGAGGCACCAUGUAUAUGCUUAGAUUAGCUGAAGAAUGCAAAAAAUUAAAACUUUUUGUACACGUAUCAACGGCAUACGCCUUUCCCAGAGAAAAAAUAUUGUACGAAAAAGCAUACGAGCCCAUAGCAGAUCCCCAACAAGUAUUAAGUAGUCUCAAUUGGAUCAAAGAUGAAGCAAUGCAAGAAAUGCAGGACAAGAUACUGGGCGACAUACCGAAUGCGUACACUUUCUCGAAAUCAUUAGCUGAAGCUCUGGUGUAUGAAAAAGCUGGGAAAAUCCCAGUCAUUAUUGGAAGACCGGCCGUCGUUAUACCUGCCCUUCGAGACCCUCUGCCAGGAUGGUUCAACAAUCUGCAAGGUCCCAUGGGACUUUUCGCAGCUUCCGGGAAGGGCGUCAUCAGAUCCAUGUACAUGGACAGCAAAUCUUAUGCCAACCUAGUACCUAUUGACGCUACUGUCAAUGCACUUAUGGUAUUUUCUUGGUACUAUUUAGCACACAAGGAUGCCCCAUGGGUAUACAAUCUUUGCGUGCCGCAGAGGGAUAUCAAACUGACAUGGACAGAUGUUAUGGAGCAUGGAAAGGACGUAAUCAACACGAGGGUACCAUUCAAUAACAUCAUGUGGUAUCCGGGAGGAGCAAUGACGAAAAGUCGAUUGUACAAUAAAAUCAAUAUAUUUCUGUUCCAAAUUAUCCCAGCAAUGUUUAUAGAUAUGAUUUUUGUCGUCUUAGGAUACAAACCAAUUUUGUAUAAUAUUCAAAUGCGGAUCAAAAAAGGCGCAGAAAUGUUUGAAUUUUACACAACGAAGGCGUGGGACUUUGAUACGAAAAAUGUGGAAUGUAUCAGGACAAAGCUAAAUAAGACAGAAAAGCAGCUGUACCAGCUAGAGGCAGACAAUUUUGAGGUCAAAGAUUACUUGACAGAUGCAAUUUUGUACUGCAGACGGCAUAUUUUUAAAGAGACAGAUGAUAUGUUACCUGCUGCUAGGAGGAAUAUGAAAAUGUUUUUUAGGUAAACCUAUGUAUGUGUGGGUUAGGAUGAAAACGAUCAGCUUUUUAAGAUAUUAGUAAAGUGGUUUUUGUGUUAUCAACUGUUCUUACAAAAAAAUGUUCGUGCUUGACAGGACAGUAAAAAUAACAUUUUUUGUUUUACUAGCCUACUUCUUAUAUAAGAGCUUAUUCUAUAUGUUUAGUUGAGGCUACAGUGCAAAGUUCCAUUUCAUCACGAUGGAGUCAUAGAACACAUGAUAUUUCACAAAAUGUUGCUUUCGAGAACGAAAAGUACCUAUAGUAAAUUGAUAAUCAGGCAAAACUAGCCAUAAAAUCAACCAAAAAUAUUCUAAUAAAAAAACUAUAUGUAACGACUUAGGUGUAAUUCAAUGCUUGCCUUUAAUGUCAAUAUUUGCCGUUGUUUUUGUGGCAAAAUCUUUUUAACUAUAUAGGAAUAAUCGAUGCAUAAUUUAUUUUCCUAUAGCAAUUUCUAUGGCUUGUUGUUAAUGUAACAAUGUAUUGUUAAAAACUAAUACAGAAUAUUUUUUAUUUGUAGGUGUAUGUAUGUAAUUAUGUACAGACUAUUAUAUAGCCUUGUACCUGUAUAAGUGAAGAUUAUAUUUUUUUAAUAAAUAUUCCUUCUUAA